This is a messenger RNA of Phyllopteryx taeniolatus (common seadragon), 1202 nucleotides long. Its product is annotated as olfactomedin-4-like. NCBI's taxonomy places the organism in Eukaryota, Metazoa, Chordata, Actinopteri, Syngnathiformes, Syngnathidae. The record is from RefSeq and is a predicted model, not a curated record. The transcript has 3 exons. Bases 135 to 1139 code for a protein of 334 amino acids. Gene Ontology annotation, biological process: signal transduction.
AAACCGGAUGACAACAGUGAUGCCACUUUGGAGAGCAUUGAGGUGAAGAUUAAACAAGUGGAGGCUCAAAUUCAGGAGCUGCAGCUUUCAUUCAAAAGCUCCACCAGCAUCUUCCAGUCUCUUCAUCAAGAAUUAUGGUGAAGACUCUUGACCAGCUGGAGAAGACCCAUGACAAGCAUUUGGUUCUGCAGACCCGCCGAGAGUGCAUCCAGAUCCAAAUGGAGCUAGAAGAGUGUGAGAGAUGCCACCAAGAGAUCUUUAACCCCAACAUAGGUUCCUGCAAUCAUACAGGUAUCAUCAAGGUCAGCAAGCCUAUUGUGAGUCAACUUAAUGCUCAUCUGAGCACCUCUUCUAUAUAUGGAGGCUGGGGCAAAGAUUCAAAGCCGAUUCGUGAUAGGGAGUCUAUGUACUGGUUCUCUGGGGACUCCUCUGUGUACAUUGAUGACAUUAGGUUCUACACUAAUUACAAAAAUCUGGUUUUAAGAAACCCUUUCCUGCAUCACACCAUAUCAAGUGGGUGGCAUGGUCUUGGCAGCAAUUAUAUAGUUCGUGACAACACACUGUAUUAUCAGAACUACAGUCCAUUUGGGUUGGCUAAUAUAAUAUAUAAUUUUACCAGCAUGAAAUAUGAAUCCAGGGUGAUUCCUGCGGCAAGCUCGACCUUUUCCUACGCCAACUACGCUUAUCAGGUCUUUGAUUUUGCUUCCGAUGAGAACGGCCUUUGGGUGACGUAUGCCACAGAUCAGUCAGACGGCAAGAUGGUCCUUGCUAAAAUAAACGAAGAGUCUUUUGGGAUUGAGGAGAUAUGGCAGACCAGUGUCUACAAACCAGGCAUUAACAACAUUUUCAUGGUGUGUGGUGUUCUUUAUGCUGUCAGGACAGUUGACAUUCAAAAUGAGGAGAUAUUUUUCAUGUUUGACACUAAAACCAAAGAAGAGAAGCAUAUUAGUAUAACUUUUGAGCGCUUCCAGGAUAAGUAUUCCAACCUGGACUACAAUCCAACUGAUCAGAAGCUGUACAUGUACAGUAACGGCUACUACGUUAACUACCAUCUGUGGUUUAACCACGCAGCUAAGGCCACAGUGGAACCCCCUUUUGCUCUAACCAAAAUCGCACAUGUAAGUGAGCUAUUGGAAUAAUCACACUGUUUCCUCCUUUUUCGUCUCAUUUAAUAAAGUAUCCCCUUUAUGUUUGAAUGCUAA